UAGCAGAUUUUGGCAUAAGUAGACGGUUACGCAAAGGCCAAACAACUUAUCGCACAGCCAGUGCAGGAACUAAAUGCUGGAUGGCCAGGGAGACUUUAGCCCACGAAGGUGACACUGACAUACCAUACAAGGCGAACACUGAUGUACAGGUGGCAGGUAUGCUCAGUUAUUAUAUCCUUUCUGGGGGACACCAUCCUUUCGGCGACAAAUCCUAUAAAUGUGAGGGCAACAUUUAUGAAGGAAAGUACACUUUGGACCAUGUUGAAGAUGUGGUGGCAAAGGAUCUCAUUGAGUGGAUGAUCAAUAAAGAACCAAUGAACAGACCUAAAGUGGAAGAAUGCUUGAGGCAUCCCUUCUUCUGGACACCUGAAAGGAAAGUUGAAUACUUGAGAAGGACUGGCAACAGGGAUGAGGUGGCAAACUGUAGAAAGGCUGACAAGGAACUGGUUUGUUCAUUGGAAAAAUGUGCUGGAGAUGUAUCCUUCAAACAGUGGAAAAAUAAGUGUCCACCAGAGUUGGUCCAGAAGAUGGAUGCCAAGAACAAAGCCUACCCUGACAACACACUGGGAUUACUGCGCUUCAUACGAAACCUCCACGAGCACUAGUGAGUGAAAGUGAUACAUGGCCUUGAGAUGUCACUAAAAAUCCACGAGUUUGCUAGCCAAUUGUGGAUAUUGAUCAUUGUAGCUGCUAGCUCUUCUGCGGCUUGCUUCUUGUUUGUAGCAUGUAGAUACUGUAUAUGAUCAGCAUACAUCUGGCAGGUGACAGUAGGUUGACAGACCUCAGGUAGAUCAUUGAUAUAUAAACUGAAUAACGGGGGACCCAAAAUGGAACCUUGGGGAACACCCAAAUGAAUGUCAGUUA
This is a messenger RNA of Perca fluviatilis (European perch), 864 nucleotides long. RefSeq names its product sensor for unfolded proteins in the ER ire1-like. The transcript is spliced from 4 exons. The record is from RefSeq and is a predicted model, not a curated record. Gene Ontology annotation, cellular component: IRE1-TRAF2-ASK1 complex. NCBI's taxonomy places the organism in Eukaryota, Metazoa, Chordata, Actinopteri, Perciformes, Percidae. Gene Ontology annotation, biological process: intrinsic apoptotic signaling pathway in response to endoplasmic reticulum stress; IRE1-mediated unfolded protein response; protein phosphorylation. Gene Ontology annotation, molecular function: protein serine/threonine kinase activity; RNA endonuclease activity; ATP binding. Bases 81 to 605 code for a protein of 174 amino acids.